AAAGGUACCAAACUAAAAAAUUGUGAUCAAAAUCAUAAUGAAGAUCACUCCAAAUGAGAUUGAAGAGGAGAAUGUCGUCAUUGACACGUCUCUGACAUCAGAAUCAGAACAUGAAAAUCGCAAUAGGAAAGUGGUGAAAAUGGUGUACAAAGCACUACUGCGUGGCGGCAAUGUCGAGAAGGAGAAGCUAGCAAGAGUGGUAGGAAAACAAUUGGAAUGGAGAUACCAUGGACCUCCACAUUGUCAACACAUGAUGAAAAUGUUGACCGGAGAGUCAACGCAACAAAGUUUCAAGUUUAGGCCAAGGAGAAUGAGGAGUGUUAAUGGUGACCGUUUGAUUGUUGAAGGAUGGGAAGAUGUGGGGGAGUAUUGGGUGCAUGUGUGGAGACUCAAGGAUGGGAUUAUUACUCAAUUGCGUGAGUAUUUUAACACUUUGUUAACUGUGGUUUCUGAGGACGAGAAUAAGGGUAGGUUUUGGAGGAGUACUCCUUGGGCAAGGGUUCAAGGGUCUUUACCAGAUCUUGUUCUUUCUAUAUGAAUCAUGAUAUAUUGUAUACUGUUUUUUAAUAAAAUAAAAUAAUAAUCAUGAAGUAUUUAAUAGGGUUUUACUAACAAGUGCACCG
This is a messenger RNA of Trifolium pratense (red clover), 623 nucleotides long. Its product is annotated as wound-induced protein 1-like. The transcript has a single exon. The record is from RefSeq and is a predicted model, not a curated record. Bases 38 to 538 code for a protein of 166 amino acids. Lineage: Eukaryota; Viridiplantae; Streptophyta; Magnoliopsida; Fabales; Fabaceae.